AUGAACACUUCCCUUCCCUCGUGGAAGGAUCGUACGCAAAACCAAUUUGGCAAGCUGCAAAUCCAAGUUCCAUGGCGCUCCAUUCAACUCCUGGUUCCGCAUCGCAUGCGACGGAAGUUACGGUCGAAGUUGCGCAGUAGGAUAUCUCCUACCUCAUCGAUAUCCUCCUUACAAACCUCGUUUUCGCCCGUGGAUACCCUCCGGUCGUUACAAAGCCAUCGCUGGACUCUCUACGACUUUCAAUACUUACUACUGAUGAUUGUUGGGAUCUUCUCGUUGAGUGUUAUGGAAGCACCGGGACCUUUGGCAAAGACUGCUGUCUUCACUUUGCUCCUUUUCUCGCUUCUACUUCCUAUCACUCGCCAAUUUUUUCUUCCUUUCCUUCCAAUCGCUGGAUGGCUCAUUUUUUUCUACGCUUGCCAGUUCAUCCCGAGCGAUUGGCGCCCUGCGAUCUGGGUCCGUGUACUUCCAGCUUUAGAGAAUAUUCUCUACGGCGCUAAUAUCAGUAAUAUCCUUUCUGCCCACCAGAACGUGGUGCUGGACUUGCUGGCAUGGCUCCCAUAUGGGAUCUGCCAUUACGGGGCCCCCUUUGUCUGCUCGCUGAUCAUGUUCGUUUUCGGACCGCCCGGCACCGUGCCUCUCUUCGCGCGGACUUUCGGGUAUAUCAGCAUGCUUUCUGUCACCAUUCAGCUUGCAUUCCCCUGCUCACCCCCAUGGUAUGAGAAUCUUUACGGCCUGGCUCCCGCCGACUACUCGAUGCAAGGCAACCCCGCUGGUCUUGCCCGUAUCGAUAAGCUCUUUGGUAUCGACCUGUAUACUUCGGGCUUCAAACAGUCCCCUGUCGUAUUCGGUGCAUUCCCUUCACUACACGCCGCCGAUUCGACACUGGCUGCGUUGUUCAUGAGCCAUGUAUUCCCACGGCUGAAACCUUUGUUCGUAACCUACACACUGUGGAUGUGGUGGGCGACCAUGUAUCUCUCCCAUCACUAUGCCGUUGAUCUUGUUUGUGGUGGUCUAAUUGCGACCAUUGCAUUCUACUUCGCAAAGACUCGGUUCCUUCCGCGCAUUCAGGGCGACAAGAUGUUCCGUUGGGAUUAUGACUAUGUGGAGUUUGGUGACUCUGCCCGAGAAUAUGGAUACGGCCUGACGGGUGACGACGAAUACAACCUCGACAGUGAUGAAUGGACGGUCGGCUCUUCCUCUUCGAUUUCAUCAGGUUCCCUCAGCCCCAUUGAUGACCAUUACACAUGGGAGGGCGAAACCCUAGCCUCACCUGCCUCUGAUAUUGAGUCCGGAAGACAUGCCAUUAGUCCGUGA
This is a messenger RNA of Aspergillus tanneri, 1317 nucleotides long. It is a transcript of the gene IPC1, whose product is annotated as phosphatase PAP2 family protein. Lineage: Eukaryota; Fungi; Ascomycota; Eurotiomycetes; Eurotiales; Aspergillaceae. Gene Ontology annotation, biological process: sphingolipid biosynthetic process; inositol phosphoceramide metabolic process. Gene Ontology annotation, molecular function: inositol phosphoceramide synthase activity. Gene Ontology annotation, cellular component: inositol phosphoceramide synthase complex. The record is from RefSeq and is a predicted model, not a curated record. The transcript has 2 exons. Bases 1 to 1317 code for a protein of 438 amino acids.